This is a messenger RNA of Diabrotica virgifera virgifera (western corn rootworm), 614 nucleotides long. RefSeq lists its product as uncharacterized. Lineage: Eukaryota; Metazoa; Arthropoda; Insecta; Coleoptera; Chrysomelidae. Bases 164 to 550 code for a protein of 128 amino acids. The transcript is spliced from 2 exons. The record is from RefSeq and is a predicted model, not a curated record.
AUAAUUAUCAAUUAUUAUUACCAAAACAAUUAUGAACGAGAAAUUCAUAAUACAAACUAAUUCAUUAGUCGUUUAAAGCGUGUGAAUUUUAAACUGGAACAGUGCCACCUCAUGCUCAAUAAAAACAAGAAUUCUAUUAAAACAACACAUUAGUAUACGAAUCAUGAUUUUAAGGAUACUUAUCAUAACAUGUUUCAUCUCAAUGAUUUAUGCCUCAAGAAUUAUCACAAGAGAUGAUCCGGUACCAGACGAGUCAGCGUGUAUAUGCCACCACGGUUACACUAUUCAAAAACAUCCAAAAGAUAAUAAAUUUUACUGUAAAGGUAUCCUACAUGAUGGAAAAACAGCCUGUGUAAACCUUGAGCGACCGCAGUGUAAGUGCACCUUAAUAAAAGGUUUUGUUAUUCAAGACAUCUAUAGAUACUGGUGCGUAAAAGUGAAACCUGGGUAUGUUGAAGAAAUUAGAUGGGAUUGUGAAAAUAAAAAAGAGUGGGAUAGGUUUUUUGACAUUUACCCGGAGGAGCGACCAAGUGCCGAUAGUCAACUUUAGCGGAUUCUUUUAUAAUAAAUUAUAAAUUGAUUAAUUUGUUAACAUUAAACACAAUGCAAACAUU